AGCCAGCGGCCAAGGGUGUGUUAGCGCCACAACCAGGUCCUCUUCCGCGGCCCAGCUACUCCGGCAGCUGGUCUCCUUCUUGGAGGCGUCAGCAUGGCUGCCUCUGCCUCUGCCUCUGCCGGCGUCGAGAGGGAAGAGAUGGAGCGCGAGCCCAUCAUCCCAAAGCCUCAGACGGAGGCGCACGCCUUCGGCACACGCUACCUCACCCACUCCAUCAUCGACACGCCGCUGUCGCUUAUCGGCACAACCGUCGUCGCGCCCUUCAUCGCCCUCGGCCUGCUCCUCUCGGCUCCCUUCUGCGGCCCGCUGCUCUACCAACGAUUCGCCAUGUGGCUCAUGACGGGCCCGCUGAGAGACACGCUCGCCGGCGUGCUUCUGAUGCGCAUCCCAACCUUCCUCUACGACUGGCCGAUGAUUUUCUGGUGGUUCCUCUCGUGCUCGAUCCCGUGCUCCAAAAAGGACCCGAAGGCGCAGGCCUGGUGGGUGGACACGCCGCUCUCGCAGGCCUACGCCGAGUCUCGCGCGGCCAAGUACGGCAGAAACCUCAUAUUCUGGAGCACGCUCCGGAUCGGCGACCACAAGCUCGCCACCGAGAUCGCGAUGGAUCCGAAGCGCAAGCGUACUGGCGCGCUGGACGCGUGGCAGCUCAAGGCCUUCCACGAGACGCCGCUCGUCGCCAACCUGCCCGUAUGCUACAACACCGAUGGGGCCUACCACCAGAGCUGGAGCAGGGCCUUCUUCAAGUACGUGGCCGGCGCCCGCGAGGUGACCAGCAAGUGGGACGACGACUCGCUGCCUUGCAGGGCGGCCCUGGAAGCCAGCGGCGCCGCAGAGACGGCGAGGAAGUGGGCGGCGGGCGGGCCUCCGUCAUACACGUACGACAGCGUCGGCAUGCUCAACUUCAAGCUGCUGAUGAACCUUCUCUUUGACGUCCGCGAGGAGGCCCUCACCAAGGGUGGCCUCCACAAGCUCGUCGCCCCGCCCGGGAUCGGCGGCUUCGCCGCGGCGUACGUCCUCACGCCGCCCUCGUGCCCGCCCAUCUUUGGCACCGCCUUCUCGCAGAGCGUGAUCCUGAUCAAGACCUUCCUCUUCCGCCACUGCAACGCCCGGCUCUCCACCAAGGCUGCCGGGCCGAACGAGCUGCUCGGCAGGCCCAUCGACUGGGAGGCGAUGGCGAACGAGGUGGACGGCAUCGAGUGGAUGGGGCAGAGCCCGGCGCGCGUGCCCGGCUGCUGGGACGCCUUCAUGUCCCACUGCAGCUUUGGCGACUGCUGCGGCGUCAACGGCGCGCCCUGCUGCGACUGCUGCGGCUGCGCGCCAUGCUUCUGCGCGUGCGGCUGCGAGAUCAGCGAGGUGCCGUCGAUGGCGCAGCCAAAGGUGGACGCGCUGCUCAACACAAUCUGCUGCACGCUCGUCAUCAACGCGGCGGGGCCGCAGGCGGGCAUCAGCACGCUGCUCGGCAAGUUCAUCGCCCGGCCGGUCCCCGCCAUGAUGGCCCUGUCGGCGACGCCCGCCUGUUGCAGGCCGAGCGGCUUCCGGGGCGACCUCCGCAUUGAGGCCCAAAAGUACGAGUCGGACAAGAUCGCUUACAUGCUCGAGACGCUUCGCCUCGACGGCCCGCCCGUCGCCGGCUCACACAAGGUGGUUGACGAGCGGGGCUUCGAGUGCCCGUUCCUGAACUCGCAGAAGGUGAGCUUGCCGCCCGGCUCGGUCGUGAUGGCAGACUACUUCUCGUCGAUGAUGGACCCGAAGGCUUGGAACUGCCCGUACGACUUCCGGCUCGACCGCGACCAGGACAAGUACAUCUUUUUCAACGGCCCUUACAAGCGGCCCGCGCCGCGAAAGUGCCCCGGCGAGGCGCUGUCCAUGUGCCUGAUGUCGCUCGUGCUCGACGCCGUGCUGGAGCAUAGCGGGUGGAAGGAGGGAGGAGGAGACGGCUCGCCGACGGCGGCGCCCGCACGCAUCUCGAUGGAGCGGGUCGAUGACCCGAUCGACGUCGAGAGCCACGCUCAGGCCGGCGCCGCGUCGACACCGUCCUCGUGAGCACGCCCUGGUGCGCGUAGUGUUUAGUGUCAGCUUGCAUGCCCCCCGCGACGUCUAGUCUAAAGCCGUAUGUAGCAUCGGGCAGUGUCGCAGAGGAUGUUGUGGUGUUGUGUGUGGAGCUGGUUAGCGUGGAGUUGUUGUCUCGUUGUUUCUCAGCUCGUAUUUUUCGAGCGC
Molecule: messenger RNA, 2217 nt
Organism: Emiliania huxleyi CCMP1516
Lineage: Eukaryota; Haptophyta; Isochrysidales; Noelaerhabdaceae
Exons: 2
Coding region: 94-2043 (649 amino acids)
Molecular function (GO): iron ion binding; heme binding; oxidoreductase activity, acting on paired donors, with incorporation or reduction of molecular oxygen
Source: RefSeq, a predicted model, not a curated record